Messenger RNA from Triticum aestivum (bread wheat), 1023 nucleotides. RefSeq lists its product as uncharacterized. The coding region runs from base 74 to 502 and encodes 142 amino acids. NCBI's taxonomy places the organism in Eukaryota, Viridiplantae, Streptophyta, Magnoliopsida, Poales, Poaceae. The transcript is spliced from 2 exons. The record is from RefSeq and is a predicted model, not a curated record.
CGCCCCCCUAUAUUUACCCUCCUCGCGCGCGCACGACCGUACGCGACACGGCCCAGUCUUCGGACGUACGCCGAUGCCGACGCAGACGUCCAUGGAUGCCGCCAGGACGGUCGUCGUGACCGCCUACGAGGAGCUGCCGCGCCGCCGUUCCGGCAGCUACAGCGCGUCCUGGUCGACCGCUCGAGCCGGGGCGCGCGCGGCCGCAGGCGGCUCCAACCGCCGGGCGAUGCUGCUCGCGUACGCGCAGCACCUGCGGCGGCGCGGCGGGCAGAGGUCGUCGUCGUCGUUGUCCUUGGGGCCGCCGCGCGUGCUGGAGUGGGGCGAAUGGAAGCGGGCGGACGAUCGCGGCGCCGGCGCCCGCGACGACGACAAGCAGGUGGUGGCGGGGCGGAGGAGGGGUUGCUGCUCCAGGCUCCGGCUGCGGGCGCGGCUUUGGAUCAGGACGUUUUUCCGUCGCGUCAGGAGGAUCAGGGAGAACGCGUCGUGCAAGAAAGCAGAUUGAACGGGUUGCCCAUGCACGACAGUUCGACGAUACGAGGAGGAUGAGUUGGUUCGUCAUCGGCGAAUUAGCGCCUGCAUCUGCAUGUGUCCCGGAAUUUUCUGUCUGCUGCUGUGCUGAAUUCGUACGUGCAUCUCCACAUGAACGACAUGUAUACUACCAUAGCAAAAAUGCAGAUGGAUAGGGUAGGCCAGUGCUUGGGUAGUAACAUUUUAAAAUUUAGGCAUGAGUUGAAGGUUCUUGCUCACAAAUUGCUAUGGUACUUCUGUCUCUCUUGAAAGAGGCGUACGAUGGGAUCUGGAAGACUCUCGGGUUAAGACCUUCCCGAUUAAGAAGGUUAGGGACGUCUCAUCUCCGGUGCUCCGCCGGCAAGGCCAGUGGAUCUCCAUUGUCUCUGGUGGCUGCGGAGUGACGACGGGGACCAUUGAUCUUGGUGUUGGAUGCAAGGUUGGUUUUGGUAGUUGCUAACGACGGGGACCAUUGAUCUUGGUGUUGGAUGCAAGGUUGGUUUUGGUGGUUGCUAA